GGCGUUGUGAUUCUCCGAGAGACGAGCCCUUCGACUCUCUCAUUCAUCGGUGAGAAACCAACUCUGUACCCCCAUAGUGACUUCACACAGCGGGUAUUCCACGAUCAGCUGUUUCUCCGUUCAUCGGUGGGGUUCAGGGAGUGGAAUAUAUUCUUCUGAGAGGCUCCACAGGUCAUAAUCAUGGAAGUACUGAGACCGCUGGCGAGCCUCGUACUACCCGGCAAAUGUUUCGAUUCGAUCUUGCUUGAUUGGAACUUCGGAGACGCGGCCUGUCUGAAGCUCGCCCUCUCCAAAUGCCUCGGAUAUGGUAUGAUCUUGGGAGGGUCUCUCGUAAAACUGCCCCAAAUCCUGAAAAUAUUGAACGCCAAAUCCGCCACCGGUCUUUCGGUCGCUGCGGUGAUUUCCGACCUAGCCGGCGUUACGGCAACAACCGCCUACAGUUUCGCUCAGAAAUUCCCCUUCAGCGCCUACGGUGAAGGUGCGUUUCUCAUGCUGGAGACAGCACUCAUCCUCCUGCUCGCUCUGCAUUAUCAGGGACGAACGCUGAUGGCCGCAGUGUUCGCGUUAAUAUACUUUACUGCCUGUUUCAUCAGUUUCUCAGAUACGCUCCCCAUGGGAAUUCUGUGGUGGGGGCAGGUUCUGGCGGCUCCGACCGUCAUAUCGGGAAAGCUCUGGCAGGCUCGCGAAAACUUCUAUGCCGGUCACACCGGUCAACUUUCGAUGAUCACCAUGUCUUUGCUGCUCUUGGGGUGUCUAGCAAGGAUCUUCACUUCAAUAACUGAGACGAACGAUCAGAUCAUGAUUCUUUCCUACGGUUUCGCAGCCUUGGCGAACGCGUUGCUCGUGAUUCAAAUCCUAAUUUACUGGGAAGCGACCGAUAAGAUCACCAAGACGACUUCGAGUAAAAAGAAAGAGUAAACAUUUAGGGCGUCUCGUGAAGAUUUCCUACGCACGAGACUUCGAAUCAGAGGAUGGCGUUUGAAUUUAGAGUCACUGAAAACUAUUCCGAUCGGAAGACUACGAGUGGAAAGUCUCAGGUGUCGAUGACUCAGUCAGUAAGAUUUCAACUCAACGCACCGCUCGACGAUUCGAGGAGAUACAAUCGAGAGUCUAACUGGGAGCUCGAACGUAGCUUGAAAUCGAUGUGGAAACCCUGUAUAAUAGCCAUGAGUAUUCGGAUCUUCUCUCGGGAUCCUCAUGAUAGUCAAAAUCGUCGGCUCGGCCUGGGACACGACCAUUCAAUUUCGGUGAGAGGAAUUAGUUUUUGUUUUGGAAGAGAUUAUUAUAUGAAUUAGAGAGCAGCGAUGUCUGCGCUAUAGCUUUGUCCCACCUAGAGCAAGACACCCUUCAGGAAACCUGCUGCGCAGGACUCUGAAAAGUUGUUUGAAUUAUUUGAUGUUGUUGGACCCUCUUCGAGAGUCAGGAGUAAAUAAAUGGAUGGUA
Messenger RNA from Galendromus occidentalis (western predatory mite), 1443 nucleotides. RefSeq names its product mannose-P-dolichol utilization defect 1 protein. The coding region runs from base 181 to 918 and encodes 245 amino acids. The transcript is spliced from 4 exons. Lineage: Eukaryota; Metazoa; Arthropoda; Arachnida; Mesostigmata; Phytoseiidae. The record is from RefSeq and is a predicted model, not a curated record.